AGGGGAUUGUCGACUGUGGUGACGCAAUGGAGACAGCUGAUUCCCGGAUCACGUGACGGUGCUGUCAUCUAACAUCUUGUAUCGUCUCGUUCAGGAUAGGAAAUUAAACACGUGUUCUCGAUUAAAGUGACAAAAUGGCUCAUGCGUUUAAAAAUUGUUCAAACCUAAUGGUCACCGGAGCCAGUCGAGGCCUCGGGCUGCAGAUAGUUGAGAGUCUGGUAACAGGAGGCUUCUCUCCCGGGAAGAUUAUCGCUACUGCUCGCAAUCCAGAUGGAGCCAAGGAAUUGCAAAUGCUGGCAGAAGAACAUCAAAACAUACACAUUAUUAAACUGGAUGUUACAUGUCAGGAGAGUAUAGAGAGAGCUGCAUCUGAGGUGGAACAGCUUGUUCAAGAGGAAGGUCUGAACUGUCUCAUCAACAAUGCUGGAAUUAAUGUAGUUGCCAACCUUGAGACAGUCACCGCAGACAAGAUGUUGGAAAACUUCCAUACCAACUCUGUUGCCCCGUUGAUGAUCACCAAGACCAUGCUCCCACUGCUGAAGCGAGCAGCUGCAAAGGGCACAGGGAUGGGCAUCCACAGAGCAGCAGUCAUCAAUAUGACAUCUCUGCUGGGUUCAGUUGAGCUGUACUGGGGUGAUCGUGCAGACACCUUCAAAUGGUACCCAUACAGAACAUCAAAGAGUGCACUGAACAUGGUCACCAGAUGCUUGGCAGUGGACCUGGAGGCGGAUGGGAUCCUGUGUAUGGCUCUGCACCCAGGCUGGGUACGCACUGAUAUGGGUGGGACCUGAAGUGAGUCCUUUCUUCUAUCUGCACCAUUGAGCCCCGAGGAAAGCAUUUCCUGUGUGUUGUCUGUGAUUGGUGGUUUGACCGAAAAGGAUCAUGGGUCAUUUCUUCACUAUACUGGUGAACAACUACCCUGGUGAUGCUGCAGAUGUUUUUAGAUGCGAGAAAUAGAGGCUUUAUUUUUGUUUUGCUAUACAUGUAUGUACAGUACGUAUGUAUGUAUAUUUACAUAUUUAAUAAUCAACAUUCUUGUUCAGGGUUAUUUUUUAUUAUCCCUGCUUAUGAAAUGUUAUUUUAUUAUUUGGCAUGGUGAAUGUGACAGCAAUAAGAGCGGAUCAUGAUUAAAUUAUUUUGACAUAUUGGCAUUAAAAGCACUGAAAUAAUGAUAACAUCUUGUCUGGUAAAUAAUAAACAAUCUUUUCACCACUUAUUCUUGUUUAACUGCAACAAACAGCCAAAACUGUAAAUAACAUUCAGUAUUUAAGUUAUAAUUGUAAAGUUCAGCAGGGUAUGACAGUCCUCAGAAAAGGGACAACAAAAACUACCUUUUAUAGCCUAUUUAUUUAUUAUUUAUUUAUAGCUUUGUAAAGCAUAAAAAUGUUGUAUGUUGCUUUUCACAUUAAGACUGUACUGAGUUUGCUAUUAUUGUUAAAUCAUAAAACUGUAUAUGCAUGAAUAAAGCUGUAUUCUGUAACAUC
Molecule: messenger RNA, 1484 nt
Organism: Cyprinus carpio (common carp)
Lineage: Eukaryota; Metazoa; Chordata; Actinopteri; Cypriniformes; Cyprinidae
Exons: 6
Source: RefSeq, a predicted model, not a curated record